Molecule: messenger RNA, 1629 nt
Organism: Hevea brasiliensis (rubber tree)
Lineage: Eukaryota; Viridiplantae; Streptophyta; Magnoliopsida; Malpighiales; Euphorbiaceae
Product: E3 ubiquitin-protein ligase SINAT3
Exons: 3
Coding region: 383-1354 (323 amino acids)
Biological process (GO): ubiquitin-dependent protein catabolic process; multicellular organism development
Cellular component (GO): cytoplasm
Molecular function (GO): protein binding; zinc ion binding; ubiquitin protein ligase activity
Source: RefSeq, a predicted model, not a curated record
AUAUAGAACGACAGGGCGGCAACAGCUGGCUAACCACCAUCAGGAAAGUUAAAAAAGAAUAAUUCCCAUUAUUUAACUGAAAUCACAAUAAUAAAACUUACCCUUUAAUUAUUCCACUUAAUCUAGUCUCCUAUCGAAGCCUUGACCUCUCUCUCUCUCUCUCUCUCUCUCUCUCGCCUGAAACCCUUUGAUGUUCAUCGGCUGACUCUUGCAAUGUCUAUCUGCAUUAUUUCUCUCUCGCUCACCGAUUAGGAAAGACACUGUUUCUUUUCUUCCAGGAAUGGAUCAUAGAGAAUUGUGAAUACUUAUCAGAGAAUACGCCUUAAACUUGGAAAAUUACUUUGCUUUCUCUCUUUUUGGGGGUUUGGGGUUAAUCUUAUGAAUGGAAUUAGAUAGCAUUGAAAGUGUUCCAUCCUCAGAUUUGACUCACGAGGAUGAGAUUCAUCACCACCAUCUUCAAUUCCCUUCAGUUCCAAAGCCUCAAAGCAACAACAACAACAUCAACAACAGUAAUACUGUUUCCUCAGCGAUUCAAUCCAUCAGUGUCCAUGAGUUGCUCGAAUGCCCUGUUUGUACCAAUUCUAUGUACCCUCCAAUUCAUCAGUGCCACAAUGGGCAUACUCUUUGUUCGACUUGUAAAACAAGAGUACACAACCGGUGUCCCACUUGUAGACAAGAACUUGGUGAUAUUAGAUGUUUAGCAUUGGAGAAGGUUGCCGAAUCACUUGAGCUUCCGUGCAAAUACAUGUCACUUGGGUGCCCUGAGAUUUUUCCAUACUAUAGUAAACUCAAACAUGAAGCUUUAUGUAACUUCAGGCCAUACAACUGUCCGUAUGCUGGAUCUGAGUGUGCUGUUGUUGGGGAUAUCCCGUUCCUUGUUGCUCAUCUGAGGGAUGAUCACAAAGUAGACAUGCAUUCUGGAUGCACUUUCAACCAUCGUUAUGUCAAGUCUAAUCCCCGUGAAGUAGAAAAUGCAACAUGGAUGUUAACUGUUUUCCACUGUUUUGGCCAGUAUUUCUGUCUGCAUUUUGAAGCUUUCCAGCUAGGGAUGGCACCUGUUUAUAUGGCAUUCCUUCGUUUCAUGGGUGAUGAGAUAGAAGCCCGUGAUUACAGCUACAGCCUGGAGGUUGGGGGAAAUGGUAGGAAACUCAUUUGGGAAGGGACCCCACGAAGCAUUAGAGAUAGCCACAGGAAGGUUAGAGAUAGCAAUGAUGGCCUCGUUAUACAAAGAAACAUGGCGCUGUUCUUCUCUGGAGGCGAUAGGAAAGAGUUAAAGCUUCGAGUGACGGGGCGCAUAUGGAAAGAGCAGCAGAACCCAGAAGGUGGGGCAUGCAUACCCAAUCUCUGCAGUUAGGGUGGUUUGCGCUUUAUCUGUCUCUCUCUCUCUCUCUCUCUCUCGCGUGCUGCUUAUCUUUUGUAAUAUUAGAAUAUUUAGAUGUCUUGGGAAUUGGUAUGUAUGAAUACUGGAGUCCUGAGCUUUAUAAAUUGUCAAUAAACAAUCCGAAGGAAGUUACUCUGGCAUUGCUGGGAAUUUAUCAGUUUAGCAGCUGCGUCAAUUUGUAUGGUGAACUUCAUAUUGUCAUGUAUCAAUUUGGAUACGCGUUGAAGUUACUGCUAUAAUUGGCCUGA